Messenger RNA from Acromyrmex echinatior (Panamanian leafcutter ant), 831 nucleotides. RefSeq lists its product as uncharacterized. The record is from RefSeq and is a predicted model, not a curated record. NCBI's taxonomy places the organism in Eukaryota, Metazoa, Arthropoda, Insecta, Hymenoptera, Formicidae. Gene Ontology annotation, cellular component: dendrite; axon; membrane. Gene Ontology annotation, biological process: male courtship behavior; chemosensory behavior; sensory perception of taste.
AUGCGCUUACUUCAAAAUAUAAUGAAAAUCUCUUUAAGACUGUCCCCUGAUUCGUAUCGAAAGCUAUCUAAACUGAUUCACGCUAAAGAUAUUUUUGGUAUUAUUUAUUUAAUUGGACACAUGAUUCUUGUACAGUACAUCACUUUUGUAGUAUUUCAAAUGGAUAUGUUAUAUAUAAAUUGCGUAUGCGUAUUAAAAGCCUGUUUUAAGGAAGUCAAUAAUAAUCUAAAGAAUUUACAAAAGCUCGUGAUAAGCGACGAACCGCAUCUUUUGAGGAGAAUUUAUCACGAACAGAGAUAUCCAUUCUUACUAACGGAACUUAAAGUUUUGAGAAAAAAGCAUUUGGUGAUUAGUGAUACAGUGCAAAUGUUGAAUAUGAUUUUCAGUCUACAGCUUCUUGCUACUAUAGUUAUGACUUUUGCUGAAAUUACCUUUUAUCUGUAUUUUUAUAUAAUUAAUUAUAUAGAUAACACGAAAAUAAACUACAUGCUUUAUAAUAUGUUAUUGAUAAUAUCUUUGAUGUAUCAAUGCACCAAAAUAUCAUUGAUGGGAUGGGCUUGUGAUACAGGCAAGGAUGAGGCAAUAAGGGUCGGUACCAACGUCCAUGAAAUACUGAAUAAUAUUAUGGAUGAACAAAUCAAAGAUGAAUUGCAGCUGUUUUCCUUGCAAGUACUAAAUCGAGAAAAUACAUUUUCUGCUAAGGGUCUUAUACUAGACGCAACGCUUGUCGUUGCGGUAGUGAGUAACAUAACUACAUAUCUAUUAAUUUUAAUACAAUUUUUAAUUACCAAUCAAGUUUGCAAUAAAAAGGUUACAAACGAUAUCGCAUAA